CUUCAUCAGUCCUGCCUUCUCUGUGCAAGUCGGGGCUUGGGGAGCGAAGACAUUCAUUCUAACAAGCUCAUCUCUGCUACAUUGCAUAUCUUCCAUUGAUUCCCGAAGCUGUCACUGUCGCUUGCGUCCCUCGACGCCCAAGCUGCGUCGUGUCUGCUGUUGCACGUUUACAAUGUUUCAUAUUUGAACAACGUAAUCUUACUGACGAGAGAGUCGUGGCAGCUUUUGGACACUGACACCGCCCUUCAAAGCCUGGAUUGAUAUCCUUUGUCUUCACUCGUCCCCUGGCAACAGCCCCCAGUGCGAACGUCACAAGCAGGGUCGUGCUGAUUUCGUGGAAGCUCGCUACUCAAGGGCAGCCUUGCGCUCUGAUGCCUUUAUCAUGUUCGGCAAAGCAUUUAGAGCCCUGAGCUCUGGCUCUCGUGACCGAGACCGCUUCUUAGAAGAUGCAUAUCUCGACCGCCCAUCACCACGACCGCGACCGUCGGGUUCGGAAUCUACACAGCGUCAAUUAAAGGCACCCGUAGCCUUCGAAAACCUUCACGUCUCAGAUAGCGAUAGCGACGAGUAUGGGCUGCCACAAGUUCGGAAGGGUAGCUUUUCCAGGAACGACUCGCACAAGAGGACACAUUCUCGAGAGCAAGCCGAAGUGGAAAUCAAGUGUCCUGGCUGUGGAGAUCUUUCUCGACUGAAACUGUCUGAUAAUUGGCAUGCUUGCAGGUUCUGCCAUGUUAGACCUUUCGACGCGCGACGACCUCAAGCCGUCCAUCCUGCGCCAGGAAAGCAGACUCAAAAGCAGUUGAGGACGCCGAGGCAGCUGGAGGAGAGUUUUAGAAAUAUGUACAGGAGACUGGGAGUGAUCGUACACGACGAAGGCGCAGAAGUCAGACCAUCUGAGACGGACCAAGUCAACAAUGGUAUGAAAAUGCCACCAAGUCAUAGAGCUCCAAGUUCGGCUCCCUCUUCUAAAAAACCCGCCGGUACAAGGCCUUCCGAACUUGACUUGAACUUGCUCGGGCCUAACAGGGCUCUCUCAUCUUCAGUACCUCCCGUAGAAUCACCACUUCGCACUCCUCCAGCUCAAGUUCAUCCGUCCUGUCCAGCAAUGCAACCAGCGUCGAGCCGACAAGGCCCAUCCUCAGAGCACCCGCAUGGACGAGAUAAGUUCGUUAUUCAAAACAACAGCCUCUCAACGCCUCGCGAACCGCCACGCCCUGUAUCACGAGGAUCGCCAUAUGCUUCUCACCAAAGCUUAAAAACCUCUCCCCGUAAGCGAAUGCCGAACGUGAGCACCGUAGCUAAUGGCUAUCGAGGUCCUGAAAUACAUCAUUCACCCAAGGAAAGAGCGAAACAACAGCUACUGGAGUGUUUCCAAGCAGAAUUUCGCAGUUUAUUUGGCAAUGUGGAUUUUCUUAAUGGGAGCUUCUGUUCGUCUAUUCGGCCUAAAGGCUCAAAACGGUCCAUGAGCGAAGGCUCAAAUAUAUCUCUUAAGACAAAUGAAAACGGUGCUGUAGGCCCUGUACUUUCAAAGGAUGAUUCUGAGAAAGGAGCUCCCACUAAAACCCGCAUGGGUAAACCUCUCCCGCCCAUUCCAAGUCUGGUCCCAGACUUCCCCGACAGCAAAACGCUUCUCGCAGGCCACAUUCAUGAUAUCGUUUCCAGUCUUGUUGAGUUUGGAAAUCAACGACCAUUCGAACGAAGCACAACUGUUGCGCAAAAAUCGACGUACCAGACAUCGCCACAUAUUAACUAUCCUGAGCUGCAUGCUUAUCAUUCCAUCCUGUCACGAUAUACUCUUGACGUAGACUAUUGUUUGACACUCGUUGUUCAGGAGGGAGACAAUCCAGACAAACGAUGUUCGAUUAAGACUGAGGUCGUACGUUUCAUAGGCAAUCUACUCUCGGCCUGUUUCGAUGUCCUAUUUGAUGUGCUCACAGCCGCUAGAGAGGAGCCUAAAGCACCACAAGGUGCCAGAUACUUAUUGAUCAUACUCUCAACGCCAUGGCUCCUACGGCCCUUGACUCCUCUUGCAACAAUAUAUAGACGUUGGCACGACGAGCAAGCUGCUCGCUAUAGGCAUGAGCCUGUCGGGCGGCUAGAGGAUGAAGCACGAUUACUCCUUCUCGAUCAUCCUCAAGAUCAAAAGUCGGUCACGUCGUUGCGGGACCGAAUCAUUGGCCUAUGCUUGGGCAGGAUCGCUAAUCUCUCCGACACUGUGCAGCACGUGUUUGCUCGCUGGUUUGCGAACAUGCCUGUUAACAUCUAUGUGGAAAUAACGAAGACGGUCCAAGACUUCAACCUCAAGCAAAUCAAAAGCAUCCCUGUCGAACAGCACUCGCGGACAGAAGAAACAAGGCAGCUUCACGACAGAAGAUUCCUCAGCGAAAUGCUAGGCACGACGAAUAUUGAGAAUUUUGACAACGACUUUGAGGCUUUACCGUGGUACUCAAAGAAAAAGAGUGCUUGGAAGCUGCGAACAUCCUGUCAAGUUUUGCAACUGUUAGUUGUUGCGAAUGACAUCAAGACUGAUACUGCAUCUCGAUACAAUUCCGCACAUGGUAAAACUCGCCCAUCAGAGGAUAUGUACAAGCCAUUCCCAGUUGACUACUUUUACACACCAUUGCUUGAUGCCGAAGCUGGUCGCCUUGACGUAGCAUUAGAUUUCGAAUUGUGGGACUCACGAAGGGGUAAUUUCACCAUGUGCCAAUAUCCUUUCUUGAUGACGCUUGGUACAAAAGUGCGAGCACUGGAAUACGACAACGAGCGCAGGAAAAAGGAUGCAGUGCGUCAAGAGUGGCAUGCGAGCAAGGGCAUGUCUGCAGAUCCCUACUUUCACCUUACCGUGCGCCGUGACUACAUAAUUGAAGACAGUUUCAAAGUUAUCCGACAAGCCGUUGGCUCGAUGUCUAAAGUCACUUCAAAGAAGCUGCGUGUUCACUUUGAGGGAGAAGAAGCCGUGGAUGCAGGUGGUCCUCAGAAAGAAUGGUUUCUCAUUCUUACCGAGAAAUUGUUCGACCCAGAACUUGGCCUCUUCUACCUCAGCGAUUCUGGAUAUUUUUGGUUUAAUUCAGCUUGUAAACAACCAAAUGAAUAUUUCGAACUUGUGGGUGCGGUCUUCGGACUAGCCAUAUACAACCAAACGUCGCUAUUUGCUCCUUUCCCUCCGUUUCUAUUUAAAAAGCUCGCUGCGGCUGCACCAAGGCAAAGCAACGUCGGCAUUCUUUGGCGACACCUAUGGCGUCCUACUCUCCAGGACUACGCUCAAUUAUCACCUGACUUUGCAAGAGUUUUGAAGCAAGGUUUGGAAGACCCGUCGGUGAUGGAAGGUCUUGCUUUUGAAAUACCAGUAUGGCAAAAUGGACAGAGCGUGUAUCAUGCUCUGGAACCAGAUGGCUCGAACCGAAUUAUUAAUGCAGGCAACAUUGAUGAAUUUGUGGAGAAAGCCGUAUCAUACGUGCUGCAAGACUCGAUCAACAACCAGUUCAGGGCCUUCGCACGUGGAUUCCAUUCUAUUUGUGGCGGCAACGCGCUGUCACUGUUCCGCGGUGAAGAGCUUGAGCUACUUGUGCGUGGUUCUGAAGACUUUGACUUAGAAACAUUGCGCGCUGCGGCAGUAUACGACAAUUGGAAACGUCUAGGCACGGAUGAAGAUUUACAGACCGAGGACGAGGUGGUGCAGACCUACCCUCUGGUUAACAUGUUUUGGAACUACUUUCAAGCGGCCGACAUCAAAGAACGCAGGAGGAUCCUACGCUUCAUCACAGGAACGGAUCGGUUACCUCCAGCAGGCAUCGUCAAUCUUGUCAUCAAGAUCAGCCGACAGCAGAUGAAGAAGGGAGAGUAUCGAUAUCCAUCUGCGCGGACUUGCUUUAAUCAGAUACUUCUGCCGGACUGCUUUGAAAAGCAAUCAAUUUUCGACAAAGUGUUUAAGAAUGCACUCGACAUGGCUGGCACAGGGUUCGGUAUGAAAUGAUUCAGGUACAGAAAUGCCACUAGUAGAUAAGCUCCUCCUGCAAAUGAAAACACGUGGAGAGAAAAUGCAACAAGAUUACUGUUCG
Molecule: messenger RNA, 4058 nt
Organism: Verruconis gallopava
Lineage: Eukaryota; Fungi; Ascomycota; Dothideomycetes; Venturiales; Sympoventuriaceae
Exons: 3
Coding region: 383-3973 (1196 amino acids)
Biological process (GO): protein polyubiquitination; proteasome-mediated ubiquitin-dependent protein catabolic process; positive regulation of protein catabolic process
Molecular function (GO): ubiquitin-protein transferase activity
Source: RefSeq, a predicted model, not a curated record